AUAAUAAAUAUAUGUACUUUUUCAGAGCAACUAUAGAGAAAGUACGUAGUUAUUAAAACGCGUUUGGAAAAACUACCAUCGGUAAUCACAGUGCGCAAAAACAAAAUAAAAUUAAUGAUAAUGAUGAUAUUUAGGUAAAUAUUAAUAGUUUACACAAUAAUACAUACGUAAAUAAUAAAUACUUAUGACCGUCGAAACGCAAUAAAUUUUUCUUUUGAUUCUAAGUGUCAACAUUGUCGUGAUCGUCUGACACGACAAAAUGAAAACAAACAUCGGAAAAUCUUUCAUUGUGUGCUUGUGCGUUCUAGUAGCAAGUAGCUCGUGUUUCCAGAAGCACAUUCGAGCACUAACAGCAAAAGUUCACAGUCUAUUUGGGAAUGAACCGUGUGACGAUGUCAGUUCUACAGCAUCAACGUGGAAGCCUAACGACAACGAUGCACAGCCAACUGUGUCAGAGUGCAACAUACAUACUGAUGACAGAAACUAUUUGUUUGGUGUCGACUGGAGAAACGUGAGUUCCAGAAUUGCUAACAAUUGGUGGAUAAUCGCUGUGUCUUCGCUUCUACCAUUCUUUGUCUUCUGGCGAAUCCAAUACGUCAUGAGAUACAAGCUCCACGACUGGAAAAAAUCUUUCAUUCAAAAAGAAAAGGCGUACACCCGUUCCAGAAGACUCACGCUUCCAGAUUUAACUUUGGCCAAACAUGCAAGAAGAGAGUCGUUGGCUGAAUCCACACAAAAACUCACAAAUCGUCCCAAAAAGAUGUCUCAAUGCAAUAUUUCACAGUUUAAGAGUAUACGAAAAAAUUCAUUUGAGAGAAAUGAAGAACUAUUAGGGGACUCAAAGAGAGUUCACUUAAUUAGGCGUCGGCAUUAAUGAUGUAUUUAGUACCUAAUUUAAAGUGUUUAAAUUUGUAUCUUAUAUGUAUAUGUGCCAACUUUGUCUAAGUCUGAGUGCACAAAAUUGUUUAAUAAAUUUUAAUAAAUAAAAAAAUA
Molecule: messenger RNA, 993 nt
Organism: Aphis gossypii (cotton aphid)
Lineage: Eukaryota; Metazoa; Arthropoda; Insecta; Hemiptera; Aphididae
Exons: 3
Coding region: 260-874 (204 amino acids)
Source: RefSeq, a predicted model, not a curated record